UUCGUUCAAGCAAAUCAUCAGAGCAAGAUUGUUGUUGUGAAAUUUUUAUAUCUUGAAAUAUUGAACUUGAACAAACCGAUAAUGUCUUUGUAGGGUCUCCCAGUUGGGGAGUCGAGUGGAAGGGCAGUUUUGGUUGAAGCCAUGAAGGAGAUGGCGGAGCUACAAAGUCAGAAGUCGUGUAGCCCGCCCCACAACGCGCAGCAAUCCCCUCGUCGUCCCGAUGUGCCUGCAUCGGUGUUGCAGUCGGUUGGUCCUGCUCAAAACUCAUGGCUGCUGAGGCUGUUUCAAUCCAACCACUGCGAUCCAGCCAUGACAGUCGAGUAUCUGUUCAAAACCAGCGAACCGGGAGUCUUGCAGUAUCUUGCCAAUAAGUUAUUUACAUUUGCUGAUAGCGAGGUUGACAAAUACCUGCCUCAGAUUAUUCACAUGUAUGUACAUCAAGAGGAGGUGGCCGAGGCCAUCAAUCAGUACCUUAGUUAUCGCUGCUGUCAUGGUAUCGUCUUCUCAUUACGGGUAAGCUGGUUAUUGAGCUGCACACUAAACAAUGGCUACUUGUCACAGGGAGCACGUAGUCGAGGCCGUCGUCUUCACUUUCUCAUCACCAGCGAGGACCUGAGACCCGGCUUCAGCUCGCGUGGCUACGUCACCGCUCCGUCCAGCAGCUCACACCAGGCGAACGGCAGCGCCGCCAAGGCGAUCGCGAACGGGCAGGUUGCCCGGACGACCAGCGCCCGCGCGUCGGUCCCCACCAUGGACAUGGGUGAGCGAGGCAACGCGGCAGCUGCCGCCGCGAGUGCGAGCACGGGCACUGGCAAGCACUCGCGCGUGGUGACCGUGCGUAAGGACUUCGGCGGUGGCCAUCGUCGCAGCAAGUCCGACCUCGGCGUCGGUCACAUGCACGUGGACGCGGCGGCCGCGCAGCACCAUCAUUACCGUAGCAACGGCGGCUUGCCGCAUGUCAGCAGUGUUGUGCAGGGCACUGGAGCGAUGUCGUGUCCACUCGGUACUGGAAUAGCGUUCAACAAUGCCUGCGGCUGCGUAUUGGAUGAUGGUGCGUCCAUGCCGUCCGGUCCAACGAGAGGCAUAGCGAGCGGAACUGUCCGCCCCGCCUGUCAUUGUGGGGCAGCACGGCUGAAUCCUGUACAGGACUUUGUCAGUAGCCUGGAAGAGAUAGGACGUAAGCUGCCACCACUCGAACAGAAGGACAUGCAGAUUGCGCAGCUCAAGGCGGAGAUCUCGCAGAUCAAUCUGAAUCUACCGGCUCGUAUUCCGCUCAUCAUUCACCGAGAUGGCGAACGUCAUCAGAUUGCGCGCAUCCCCUACUCCGAAGUCAUCCUGCUCAACUCGCGCACCAAGGCGCCGUUUUUCCUUCACGUUGAGGUGUUGACAUGCGAAGACACGUUUCUUUCUCCACUCGUCCCGCGUCUUCUCGACAACUCUGCCGUGCCGAAGCCCGUCGUCUCCACUGUUAGGUCCGUAGGGAGUUCAUCACAUCAUGCGAUACCAAGCGCACCGAGUCGACAACCCACCCCGACAUCAACAUCUGGAGUGGUGUUCAGCGUUUCCGAUUCACCCGAAGCAAGCACUAAGCCGAGAAGUAACGACCUUGCCGCACCGGCAUCGGCAGACGUAAAUUUCAGUCCAAAGGAUGUGUACGAGCGGCUGAAGGAAUCACAUAAGAACCGACGUCGCCAGUACACUGAUGCGUCAGUGGCACUACUAAAGGAACCAUGGCACGAGAAAGUACAGAGAAUACGAAAGAGUUCGCCCUAUGGACACUACCCAAACUGGCAGCUCUUACCCGUCAUCAUCAAAGUGGGCGACGACUUACGGCAAGAGUCACUUGCAUGUCAGCUGAUUGCCGAGUUCGAUGACGUGUGGAAAAAGGAAAACCUCAAUCUGUGGCUUCGACCGUAUGAAGUGCUGCCCACGAGUAUAGACGGUGGAAUGAUCGAACCGAUCUGCAACGCGGUGUCGCUACAUCAGAUCAAUCAGCAGAGGAAAGGGCAGGACACUCUUCUCCAGUACUUCUACAAGGAGUUUGGUUCAGAGCGAUCGGAAUCGUUCCUGACAGCGCGGCAAAACUUUGUCUACAGCUCUGCGGCGUAUUGUCUGGUGUGCUACCUGCUUCAAGUGAAAGACAGACACAACGGUAAUAUUCUACUGGAUGACGAAGGUCACAUCAUACACAUUGACUUUGGUUUCAUCAUGAAUCACUCGCCGGGUGGCAAUUUGGGCUUCGAGACGUCGCCAUUCAAGAUGACCAGCGAUUUUGUGGAGGUCAUGGGUGGCCCGACUAGUGAUAUGUAUCGCUACUUUCGCAUGCUGCUUCUCAAAGGUCUGGUGGCAUCGCGCAAGCAUAUCGAACGUUUCAUUACGCUUGUUGACAUCAUGGGGACAGGCUCGCACAUGCCCUGCUUUGGGCGCGGUGGCAGCGGUGUGCGGCAGAUGCGCGAGCGUUUCUGCCAGGGCCUGACCGACGAGCAGCUGGAAGAUCACGUGGACGCGCUGCUCAGCCGCAGCAUCUACUCCAUGUCGACGAAGCUGUACGACGGCUUCCAGUACCUCACCAACGGCAUCAUGUAGGCCCCAGGGAAGGGGCGUGUUUUUUCUCUGCUUUGCUUGCUGCUGGUGUUACUGGUUGUGGUGGGGCCUAGUUGUCAGCAGUGUAGUUAGUAUUAGUAUUAUUAUUAUUUAUUUUUGUUCUAUUCUGGCUGCAUGCUGCUAGGCUUGUGCCCAGUACUCUGCCCUGUCAGGUGGUGUACGGUAGUAGCGCCUGGCAGUUCCGUUCAUGACACCACUGCCCGCUGUCCCGUCCUGGCGGUGACUGUACGCGCUGUGCUCGCAGCAGCACAGCGCGAUAUCCUGCGCAGAGCGUGUCGCGCUGCAGCAGCAGCAGUCAGAACAGCAUGGCAGCGUGGCUCUGACCGCACUCGAUGGCAACGCCGAUACUCUGAUUGUGCCCGAACUGUCCAGUUACCAUGUAAAUGCUUCGUGUCCGUCGCUCUCGAGUGCCUUCUGAGUGCGAGCAAAGCAACGCUAUAGCCACGACAUUGCCAGUAGCGCGUUGCCCCGCGGCUCUGCAUGCAGAGGACUUCCCCGGUGCACUGCAAGCUCUGCAUGCAGGGGACUUCCCCGGUGCCCUACAUAUCUGCAUGCAGAAGAAGACUUCCCCGGCGCACUGCGGGCUCCACACCUCUGCGCACUGGUAGCUGUGAAAAUUCGCCGGACGGGCGUGCGACGAUUCCUGGCCCCGCGUGCUCUGUCCUCUCGUACUGAGAGAGAGAGAAAGAGAGAGAGAGAGAGAGAGAGAGAGAGAGAGAGAGAGAGAGAGAGAGAGAGAGAGAGAGAGAGAGAGUAGGUGCGGGCACACGAUCUGCUCGCCACGCCAUGCCGCUGUGUGGUGUGUGAUGAGUGGUGUGUGAUCGUCCUGCUCGAACUAUUCGUGUUUGGCUCUAGCUAUGACCCUAGUGCAAUGGCAAGCAGUGAGCAGCUUGCUAGAGCGUAGGCGUAAGUGCUAGAUGGCAUCACCAUGGGCACAAGUAGUGUCAUUUGUCGCUCUGCAGCUCCUGGUGUUGUGCCGGCGCGGUUUAGUUUGUAGUGUUUUAUUAGCCGCUCUGCCAGAAAGUACUACAGUGCCUGCUCCUCUUCGUCCGCUGCAGCACGUGCGUGUGUGCGUGUGUGUGUGUCUGCGUGCGUGCGUGCGUGCGAGAGAUUGAGAGUGCGUGGGCGAGAUGUUCUCGUACGAGUAUAUUGUAUUGUAUCUUCCGUCUACAGAUAACGCUGUAGCGAAGUUGUAGUUGUUUGUGCGCACGUUGCCUGUACAGGCUGUGGCUGCAACACGCGUGCGUGCAUCGUUCUCAUUUUUAUCCUGGCCAUACCUCAGUCCAGCUGAACAUACUAGAUGUACGAGAACGUACCUAUGAACAUUAUUUGUGCGUUCUCAUAUAAACAGCUGUUCGGUUAAACGUUCAACCGUCUUUUCAUUCAUUGCGCUGCUGAAGAUGUGACAAUGCAUCUACUGAACCGUUAACUAGGCUUAUUUCACUCUAUUUUUUAAAAGCGUCAUUUCUUUGAUGCUGUUUCCCUUUCAACUUUUACCUACACUAUGCUUGCAUGUACGUAUCAAUUCGUUUGUCGCCUUUAUAGUAACUGUUUACUCAAAUUGUUGAUACCGCAGGCUAGAGGGGCGAUUCUAUUCAAGAUUAGUAUCUUUCAUUACAAAAAUUAAAAAAACACGAGAUUUAAAAAAUAAUAAUAACCGAAUCGAGA
Sycon ciliatum is the source of this 4272-nucleotide messenger RNA. Its product is annotated as phosphatidylinositol 4-kinase beta-like. The record is from RefSeq and is a predicted model, not a curated record. The coding region runs from base 142 to 2586 and encodes 814 amino acids. NCBI's taxonomy places the organism in Eukaryota, Metazoa, Porifera, Calcarea, Leucosolenida, Sycettidae. Gene Ontology annotation, molecular function: 1-phosphatidylinositol 4-kinase activity. The transcript is spliced from 17 exons. Gene Ontology annotation, biological process: phosphatidylinositol-mediated signaling; phosphatidylinositol phosphate biosynthetic process. Gene Ontology annotation, cellular component: membrane; cytoplasm.